AUGUGGAGGCUAGAGAUAGAGAACCUGGCGACUGCUGUAAAUCGAUUGCAGGAAGAGAAGCUAAAAACCCUAGACGAAAAGGGUAUUUAUAUUGGGGAUUAUGGCUGGGGUGUUACAGAAUGUAUAAAAACAAAGGUGAUGCCCAAGUAUGCGAAAACUAGAGAAAUCAAACUUGUAAGCCACAUAAUGAAAUUGUUGGAAAGAGUGAUAGAAAGGAGAAUCAGACAAGAGACGGUGAUCAAAGAGAACCAAUUCGGUUUCAUGCCAGGAAGGCCAACUAUUGAGGCUAUUCAUGUUUUGAAGAGACUGAUAGAAAAAUAUAGGGAGCGAAAGAAGGAUUUAAAUAUGGUGUUCAUCGACUUGGAGAAAGCUUAUGAUAGCCUACCACGACACAUCAUUUGGGUUAGUCUCAAGGCUCGAGGUAUUUCAUUAAGGUAUAUUGAGGCUAUAGGGGAUAUGUAUGAUAGAGUUUCGAUUAACAUUCAGACACCUGUGGGGACAACAAAGUCUUCUCCAAUUAAAGAGACAGCAUUGUGCUGCAUGUUAUUCGCUGAUGAUAUUGUGUUGGUAGCAGAAACUAAAGACAAAGUUAAAAAUAAAUUGGAAGAGUGGAGGGAAGUUUUAGAAAGUAAAGGGUUGCACAUAAGUCGUACAAAGAUUGAAUAUUUGAGAUGUGACUUUAGUUGGACAUCAUCGAUUGGGGAGUCAGAUGUGGCCAUUGGUGAAGAAGUUAUUAAAAGUACGACUAAGUACAGGUAUUUGGGGUCGACUACUCAAAGUGAUAGAGAUAUUGACCGAGAUGUUACUCAUCAAAUACAAGCCUGCUUUGUUGUAUGUGUUAGAAUGUUGGCCGAAUUCCCUUUGAGGGAUUAUAAGUCCUGGAAAGGACACCGUGGAGUAAAUAGGAAGUGUAAAUAG
Messenger RNA from Amaranthus tricolor (Joseph's coat), 918 nucleotides. RefSeq lists its product as uncharacterized. The record is from RefSeq and is a predicted model, not a curated record. Lineage: Eukaryota; Viridiplantae; Streptophyta; Magnoliopsida; Caryophyllales; Amaranthaceae. The transcript is spliced from 4 exons. Bases 1 to 918 code for a protein of 305 amino acids.